CUUGAAUAAGCUCACUUGAAUAAGCGUACACCUUGGCUUAAAAUUACCCAAGAAUGUUUCAGCUGAGUGAUGAGAUGGCACAAAACACUGGAAAAUACACAGGAUGGUAUUGGGCAGUUGCAUUGGUGCAUGAGGACAAGACCCAAAGCUCACCAUCUUGUAGGCUUUACCCUUACUAUCUUCCUGGACCCUGCAUGGUAGUAUUUAAGUCUUAUAACAGCACCAAACGCUGCAAAGGAAUGCGUGUUUGGUAGGCAUGUCUUUUGAGGAACGAGAAGGUGGUAGGAGUCAGUUCCCUCCUUCAAGGUACACGUCAGCCAAGGGCCCUUCAGAUUGUCUAACGGGAAGCACAUCAGCAAUCCUGUUACUGCCAACCUGGACAAAAGUCAUGCUGACAUUUCUUUAGCACUACUGUGUUUACUGUAGAAUUGGGUAUGUGUGCUACUUUUGAAAAAGGGCUACCUCCACUUUCUUCUCAACAGCUAGAAAUUGUUAGCUAAUGUUUAGGCCAAACUACUAAGAGGUUUGGAUGUUGAUCCAGGUCUCCACAGACCAAGACUUUUAUCAGUAGUGCUCUCUGCCAGAACUCUCUUCCCUUUGUCCCAAGGUUGCCAUUUCUCAUGGGGAGGUGGAAAAGGCUGACUUCAGCCCCUCAUGAGAUGGGAGCUGGAUCAGAUCCUGCCUGUCCAUUCUUCCUUCUGUGGCUCCAGCUGAUUACUUGUAGACUUUCCUUUAGGUGCCCCUCUCAUGCCAAGAAUAGCCAACAGCCCUUAUCUGAAGUGGAAAUUGAUUCUCUGCAUUGGUUUCAUUUGCAGGAUUUUAAGCUCGAGUUUGGCCAUCAUCAAGGCAGGACAAGUUCUGUCUGGCAUGGAGGUACAGCUACCAUUGUUGAGAGCCCUGGAGACGAAGUGUGGGGAAUAGUGUGGAAAAUGAACACUAGCAAUUUAAGUUCACUGGAUAAGCAAGAGGGAGUUGAAGAUGGCAUUUAUGUCCCAAUAGAAGUUAAUGUCCACACUCAAGCAGGAAAGGUACUGACCUGUCGAAGCUACCAGAUGAAGGACUAUGUCUGUGGUCCCCCUUCUCCUCAGUAUAAAAGGGUUAUCUGCAUGGGUGCAAAACAGAAUGGCUUGCCAGCUGACUAUCAGAAGAAAUUAGAAGCUAUUGAAACUAAUAACUAUGCAGGGCCGGUGCCAAUCAUGGAAGAGAUUGAAGCUGCUAUUAAAGCAAAGAAGAUAAAUUCUGCAUAGAAUACCUCUGCACUUGCUUGGCCAUUCACCUUGAUUUAGAUACCUCUCCUCACUGUGCUGAUCAGCAGUUUCUUUAUUUAUCAAGAAGAGAUGAGUUUGCUGUGCAUCUACAGUAAGCCAUUAGACAUAAUUUGCAGUCUGAAGACACACUGACAUUGGUAACUUCUUUGCUUUGUAUGUAUAACUUGAGUACAUGCUGAAGUUUUUGCAGACUUAGAAAUUAUCUUUCUGUAAUUGUCAUACAGUGCUGCAUGCAAAUUUGUGCUUGGUAUCCUGUUUACUGACCUUUUUAAAAGAAAAAGGCCAUCUUGAGUAUUGGCAUCUGCUGCCUUCUGAGGAGUAAGGGCUGCAGGAUUAGGCCCUUUGUUCUUAAAUGUUGUAUACACAAUUAUCAAGCAUUUCAAAUAUUUGUUAGAUGCAAAGUAGACUCAAAACUCUAAACCAAGACUAAACUUGUUCCUCCACUGCUUCUCUUAAUGGUUUAAAGCCCAACCUCUGAAGCUAUGGAGUUCCUGUUUCUGUUUACAUAGUUAACAAAGAAAGAAAAGUAAUAUUUUUUUAACUGUCUCCGUGUUUUUAAGUGUUAGUCCAAAAGGCAACCCAGGCCUGAAGACAACAUCCAGCAAAGGGUCUCAUUCAAAGCAUAAUGGCCUCAUCCUUUCUAUGUCUAGUAGGCGAACUGGUUGGGUAUAACCAACAGAUUUUAAGGAAUGCAUUUUAGUUAGAUAAUUCCAAAGUUUUUUAAACUACCUUUCUGACUGGCUUGUUGCUUAUCUAGGCCUUGGUCUCAUGUCCAGUGAAAUCAGGCAGUUCUCCUGUGAGUCCUGGUGCAUUUGUUUAUUGAUUUUGUUUGUCUGUCAAACUCCAGAUGAAUAGAUGUGGCCUCUUUUUUUCUACAGCUUUGACACAAUCUCCUGCAAAACUGGAAGCUCUUGUAAGGUUUAGAGUAUGUAUCUUCAUGGUACUUGGCAACCCUUGUAGUUAGUUUGUGGGGGACAAGAAAAAAUUGACAACCUGGAAGGUGUCAAACAACUGAACUUUGGCUUAUCUUCUGUACAGUGUAUUUUUUUUCUCUUGACACGCAGAGGGGUGUGUGUCACUCUGUGACUGCUUAGAUAAACAAAUGACAAAGUAACAAACUUACCAUGUCUGCCGUGCAUAAAAUUUUUCUGUAAACUUCUGCCAGGGAUGUAUAGGUGCUGUCCUAAUGUCAUAUGCCCGUUUCCAGAGUUGGGCAUGGUGACUACAGUAGAACAUGGUACUUUCUGUAUUAGCACUGUCUGGUCUGAA
Messenger RNA from Haliaeetus leucocephalus (bald eagle), 2537 nucleotides. It is a transcript of the gene GGCT, whose product is annotated as gamma-glutamylcyclotransferase. The record is from RefSeq and is a predicted model, not a curated record. Gene Ontology annotation, molecular function: gamma-glutamylcyclotransferase activity. Lineage: Eukaryota; Metazoa; Chordata; Aves; Accipitriformes; Accipitridae. Bases 621 to 1247 code for a protein of 208 amino acids. The transcript is spliced from 3 exons.